Messenger RNA from Symbiodinium sp. CCMP2456, 1368 nucleotides. The record is from the annotation of a GenBank genome assembly. Lineage: Eukaryota; Dinophyceae; Suessiales; Symbiodiniaceae.
AUGUGGAGCUUGGUCGCCUGGUGCAUGCUGGGGCGAGUUCUGAGCCAAAGUGCCCAAAACUCUCCUGACACGAGUUGCAUGUUGCAAUUCUCGGCAGCACAUCAGAUCGAAUCCUCAGAGCCGGACUGCCUUUCCAGCGCUGACUGGAUCGAGCAGUUACAAGUGACGGCGCUGAACUUCUCGGGCGGCAUUUCGGGAGCAGAGGUGUUUACAGGCGCCGAAGAUGACGUCAACCUUAUGGCGUGGUCGCCUUCUGCCGGACCGGCCCCCGGUGAUGUCCUAGUUUUCAACAGCAGCGUGUGCUCGGACUUUGCAAGAUGGCAGUUGCAGGCGAAUCUGACGGAACUAGCAAGUCAGAACGUGACCUUGCCCUUUGAUUGGGCAAAAAGAGUAGCCCUGAGCAGCGAGAAGAUCGUCGUGGCCUUGAGCCUCGUGAAUGAUACGAGCACCACGCAUACCUUCAAGUACGACGGGGCGUCAUGGGUUUUCUUGGGAACACAAUCUUUUCCGGGGAUUCGCAGUAUAACCAUGGCUCUUGGAGGAGACUUAUUGAUCCUCCUGAAUGUCCAGACUUUCCAGACUUUCCAGUUGCAAGGAUCCGUUUGGUCACUUGUGCCCACCGCGGAGCUUCAGCUUGAUGCACUCAGAUUCGCGACCGACGGUAGGACUCUGACCUUGGAAGAAAGGAACCCUGUUGUCCAACUUGUCGUCUACCAGUGGGCCGGAAACUCCUGGUCGAAUGUGGCAAACAUCUCCGCCCCAGUCCUUCCACCGGUAGGUGGUAUCGGCCUGGACGUGGACGGAGACUAUAUCAUCGCCGGCUGGGUCUUCUUUACAGACGCGGGCGUUCAGUAUGUGACGGUGAUCUACGAAGAGCAGGGAGGUCAAUGGCCGGAGGUCUUCCGGAUCAGCGACGACUUGGUGCAACCGCCAACUAUAUUUGGAAUCUCAUCCUCCGGCAAGGCCGUCGUGAAUUGCGCUGGUGCUGUGGGCUGCGCUGGGGUCACCACCUUCGAGGUGACUUCCAACGGAUCAUGGGCCGAGGUUCAGUCCUUCAACGAUUCGAGCUCGGAUCCCAAUGACGCUAGUCCUGCGAGCGCAGCGAUAUCGGCGACUUCGCUUGUCCUGGCAGAGUUGAUACCAGUCAUACCCUUCACCGAGUACCGGAGUGCCGGAAGGAUCUUUGGAUGCAAUGGGACUUCCUCGACCUCGACGACCACGGUGCCUUCUCCGACCUCGACAACCACGGUGCCUUCUCCGUAUUAUCGGCCGUACUACCGCACACGUUGCCCUCCCUUAUGUCGUCGACACUAUCGUCGACCUACCUGGUUUUGGUGGAGCCGAUGCAAGCGCCUAUGUGGCCACUAG